ACAACGCGUAGGGGGGAAAUGAAGGGCCCAGAGUCGGCGCAGCUCCACCACGACAAACUUUGACGCGCUGCACCACCAGAAGAUGCUUGCCUGCCCAGGCUCCGAUGUCUAUCUCACUGGUCAUGGUCAUGCACGCUCGGGCGGCCUGUUCAAUCAGCUUGUCGCAUCAUUGGCUUGCUUCUCUGGUGUUUCGGGCACUUUUGUUCCACACAUGCUUUUCCCUCUACUACUGCUUCACCUCGCAUGCAGAAGCCGCACGGUGGCCCUCGGGACAGCCUUCAGCUUUGGACGACUUGGUGCCUCAGACUCGCUAGUAAGCUUGCAUCUUGGGGUCGUGCAACGGGCGAUUCUCCAUGGGCUUCGCGGUAGAUGCUUGCGUGCAUCCGGGAUGCUAGCCUGGGGGUCCCCAGUCGCGCGACAUGUCGUCCAACGCGUCUUGCAGGCCACCCAGUCCACAAAACAAUGGCACAAAUCAAGCCCUCUGCCCUCUUCUCGAAUCAUUAUUAUCAUUUACAUCGUUCCUCCUCCUCCUCCUCCUCCUCCUCCUCCUCCUCCUCCUCAUCUCGUGUCCCC
This is a messenger RNA of Cucurbitaria berberidis CBS 394.84, 573 nucleotides long. RefSeq lists its product as uncharacterized. The record is from RefSeq and is a predicted model, not a curated record. The transcript has a single exon. NCBI's taxonomy places the organism in Eukaryota, Fungi, Ascomycota, Dothideomycetes, Pleosporales, Cucurbitariaceae. The coding region runs from base 129 to 314 and encodes 61 amino acids.